This is a messenger RNA of Mercurialis annua (annual mercury), 1889 nucleotides long. Its product is annotated as mitochondrial carrier protein CoAc1. NCBI's taxonomy places the organism in Eukaryota, Viridiplantae, Streptophyta, Magnoliopsida, Malpighiales, Euphorbiaceae. The record is from RefSeq and is a predicted model, not a curated record. Gene Ontology annotation, biological process: transmembrane transport. The coding region runs from base 704 to 1741 and encodes 345 amino acids. The transcript has 7 exons.
AAUGCCGACACGUUAGCCGGCGUUUUAUAAAAUUUCGCUUUCAACAACGUAGGCAUUCAAAACUACCUUUUCCUUUUUUUUCCCAAAGCAAGGGAACACAAAAGAAUCCCGAGAGAAUCAGAAUCGUUAGAGGAAUCUCCCAAUCUUCUUCCUGGUAGGUUUCUCUAACGAUCUCUACGCAUAAUUCGUCCUCAAUCUUUACUAAUCUCUCGUGGGUUCAAAUAAUUGAAGAUUCGGUUCAAUUUGAUCCUUGAUGCUUCUGGGCAUUUCUGUAACGUGAUCAAUCAAUAAUCAUCGACCCUUCUGCUUUAUUUGAUUAAAGCCAUUGAAAUUCUCAUCUGGGUAUUGCUUAAUUCUGUAAUUUCCAGCUUUUUUUUUAUUUCUUCGGUUGAAUAAUGGGAGAAUCGAAAAAUUGAAAUCGGAUUUGAUUAGCCUGAAGUGUGUAUAUCUGUUGAUGAAUCUUAUUGUAAUUGAAGAGAAGAAAAGGCUUGUGAAAUUGCCCAAUUUAGUUCUGGGUAUUAUUCUCAGGCCAUUGGAUUUGAAUUUAGUCAUUUUACCGUUUAAAAAAACGGCAUUUUCUUUUUGUAUCUCUAGAGAUAGAUGGGAUAAGGAGUUUUUUAAGCUCCAGGGUGGAUAAAUUUUAGAUUUGUCGACUUCGCGCUGUUCUUGGUGAUACAAUAAUUUGGAUUUUAGCUGGAAUUUUAUGAAGAUGGAUUCUUCACAAGGGUCUGCGUUAUCGGCUAAUAUGACAGGCUUAGUCGAUGGUUCUCCCACUUGUAGAGAGGUUUCUUAUAUUGAUAGUAUGCCUGUUUAUGUUAAGGAGCUCAUUUCUGGUGGAGCUGCUGGGGCAAUUGCCAAGACCGCUGUUGCACCCCUCGAGAGAACUAAAAUUCUCUUGCAGACAAGAACCGAGGGGUUUCAGUCUCUUGGGGUGUUUCAAUCCUUGAAGAAACUGUUUAAGCAUGAGGGAAUUCUUGGCUUUUAUAAGGGUAAUGGAGCUAGUGUUAUUCGCAUUGUUCCUUAUGCGGCUUUGCAUUUCAUGACAUAUGAGCAAUAUCGUGGUUGGAUUUUGGAUAACUGUCCUGCUCUAGGUUCAGGACCCGUUGUAGAUUUACUAGCUGGUUCAGUGGCUGGAGGAACAGCAGUUCUGUGCACAUAUCCCUUGGAUUUGGCUCGUACUAAGCUUGCAUAUCAGGUUUCGAAUACAAGUGGAAAAUUCAGAUGUGGUGUGAAAAAUAUAUGCGCUCAACCUGCUUAUGGUGGCCUGAAAGAUGUACUUACAAGUGUCUACAGAGAAGGGGGAAUGCGUGGACUGUAUCGAGGAGUGGGCCCUACGCUCACUGGAAUCCUUCCUUAUGCUGGUUUGAAGUUCUAUGUUUACGAGGAACUUAAGAGGCAUGUUCCUGAAGAGAAACAAAACUCAAUUGUGAUGCGUCUUUCAUGUGGAGCACUUGCUGGAUUACUUGGACAGACCUUCACAUAUCCAUUAGAUGUCGUUAGGAGACAAAUGCAGGUUGAGAAUCUUCAACCUUCAGUUCAAGGUCACAGCAGAUACAGGAACACGUGGGAUGGACUAUCUACUAUAGUCCGCAAUCAAGGAUGGAGACAAUUAUUUGCAGGCCUCAGCAUUAACUACAUUAAGAUUGUCCCAUCUGUAGCGAUUGGCUUCACUGCAUAUGACACGAUGAAGAUCUGGCUUCGAAUUCCACCACGACAGAAACCCCAAGCAAUAUCAGCAUGAUUAAUCUCUGACCAGUUAAGCUAAUUAGAUGGACUUUGUACUUGUCGGUAACUAAUACCUUAUAGUUUUGCAACUUCAAAUUAGAUCACCAUUUGUGUUUUCUGUAAAAAAUAGUGGCUUUAGUUUAAUGAAAAAACUGUUUGAUCUA